Messenger RNA from Recurvomyces mirabilis, 2805 nucleotides. RefSeq lists its product as uncharacterized. Lineage: Eukaryota; Fungi; Ascomycota; Dothideomycetes; Mycosphaerellales; Teratosphaeriaceae. The record is from RefSeq and is a predicted model, not a curated record. Gene Ontology annotation, molecular function: sulfate transmembrane transporter activity. Gene Ontology annotation, cellular component: plasma membrane. The coding region runs from base 1 to 2805 and encodes 934 amino acids. The transcript has 3 exons. Gene Ontology annotation, biological process: transmembrane transport.
AUGGCGUCCAAUGGCACAGGCCCUUCGCCAACCUCUUCCGCCAAACCAACACCACGAGCUUCGCGACAGUCGUCCAUAUCAGGGCAACAGCACCAACCCGCGAUCCCGUCUGGUCUCCGACAAGCCCACAUGCCUCCUUCCUCACCCGAAGAAGGCUCGCAUCCACCACCUCGUCCCCAGACCAACGGCGACUACCCAGCCAUAGACUGGGAAGGCGUCCACCCUGUAUCUCACGACUACGCUUCCGUAGCCCCAGACGAGCCUGCAACACAUGCCCAAGGCAUGAUCGACGAACCGCCCGAGGACGCAGAUGCCAGGACGAAGCUGCUGUGGAAUGGACAGAAAUAUCACGUCGCGCCGCAUUGUGAGGAUCCAAAUUGUGAUCAUGGCGCCUACUCGCCUAGACCGCGAUACAUGAAGGGCUAUGGGAGCUUUGCGCCUUCGGUCAUGUCGGUGGGGUAUGGUGGGCCCAAUCAGAAUGGAGAAGGAGGCUCGUAUCGGGGUGACUAUAUUGAGGGCGCACUCGGCGAUGCGGUUACAGAUGGUCUGCUGGGACGACCGAGUAAGAAGAGUACCACACACUGGCUGGCACGGAAACAUGGCGUGACAAAUGAACGAUUAAUGUACCUCCUCUACUACCUCCCCAUCUCCAACUGGCUCCCCCAAUACAAAUGGUCCUACCUCCAAGGCGACCUCAUCGCCGCCCUAACCAUGGCCUCCUUCUACAUCCCCAUGUCCCUCUCCUACGCCUCGAACCUCGGCCACAUCCCCCCGAUCAACGGCCUCUACAGCUUCGUCUUCAACCCCCUCAUCUAUGCUCUCCUGGGAACGUGCCCGCAAAUGGUCGUCGGGCCCGAAGCCGCUGGGUCUCUGCUCACGGGCGGCGUGGUGCGGGAAGCGAUUAAUAAUGGUCACCAUGCCGACCACGAAGCUCACGAUUCAGCAGCCGUGGCAGGAAUGGUCACUGGCUUGGCCGGCGCCGUAAUCCUAGGCGCGGGCAUCUUCCGGCUCGGCUUCCUGGACUCCGUGCUCUCUCGUCCUUUCCUCCGAGGCUUCAUCAGCGCAAUCGGUAUCGUAAUCCUAGUCGACCAACUCAUACCAGAAAUGGGUCUAGACACAGCCGCUUCGCACUCCGCCGCCGGCUCCCACGGCAGCAGUCUGGAUAAGAUCCUCUUCUUAUUCCGACAUAGUCACGAAGCUCAUCGGCUUACGUGCGCGGUAGGUUUCAGCACUAUAGCCAUCGUCCUUGUCCUCCGAGAAAUAAAACGCCGAUUGCAGCCGAGGAUGAGCUGGGUAGCUUAUAUCCCCGACCGAUUCCUGGUCGUCGUGUUCUCCGCUAUCUUUGCAUGGAAAUUCGACUGGGAGAGUCAGGGACUGGAGAUUUUGGGCGAUAUCAAGGCGAAGGGAACACCGUUCCAGCCAGCUUUCCCCUUUGCAGCUAAAAACUUCAAGAACGUCCCUGAUGCUUUUGGGACGGCUUUCGUGAUUGCCUUGUUGGGCUUCUUCGAAAGCAGUGUCGCGGCUAAAAGUCUGGGGUCUGGACAGGCGGGCAAGAAACAGACGAUCAAAGACGCUAAUGGGAAAGAGGAAGUGGUGGAAGCGGAUGGUAUCAAAGGUGUCACGGUCAGCGCGAACCGAGAACUCGUUUCCCUCGGCGUGGCGAACUUGAUCGGAGGUGUCUUCAUGGCACUCCCAGCUUUCGGCGGGUACGGCAGGAGUAAAGUCAAUGCGAGUACGGGGGGCAAAACCCCCAUGAGUUCGGUGUUCUUGUCGCUGAUCUCCGUAUUCUGCGUCGUCUUUCUCCUGCCGUACUUUUACUAUAUCCCCAAAGCCACCCUCUCCGCCAUGAUCUCCGUAGUAGCCUACUCCCUCAUCGAAGAAGCGCCGCACGACAUCCGCUUCUUCUGGCGGAUUUCCGGGUACAACGAACUCUUCCUCAUGACCAUCAUCUUCCUCACCACCUUCUUCUGGAACCUGCGUAUCGGGAUUAUAGUAGGAAUUGGCCUCUCGCUCCUCCGAUUACUCAAACAUGUUUCUCGACCUCGGAUACAGAUUCUGGGGAAAGUCCGAGGAAGGGAGAAUGAGUUCGAGAAUGCCGAGACCAUGGCCGCUGAGGCUGCAGCGAGUGGGGAAGAUGGGGAUGGAGCAGUAGUGGAUUUCAUCCCCCAUUGUUUAAUCGUCAAGAUCCCCGAACCCUUGACUUUCGCCAACACAGGCAGUCUCAAAGACCGUCUCCGUCGCCUCGAAGACCACGGGACCAACUCCGCACACCCUGCCUUGCCGAAAGUGCGCCGCGCGGAACACAAUCAGAAUAUCAUCUUCGAUAUCCACGGCGUCACAUCCAUGGAUCCCGCGGCUGCGCAGGUGUUACUUGAGAUCGUGCAAUCGUACAUCGAAAACGGAACCCACGUAUUCUUCUGCCGUGUCCCGGGAAGAAGAGGAGAGGUCUGGCGGUUAUUGAAUGUUACCGGCAUCGUGGAGCUUUGUGGUGGUGAGGGGAGUUGUUUGAGGAGUGUUUCCGAGGCGCUGAGGGCGACGGAACGGAGUAGUACGUUAAGAAUUGGAGGGGUUGCGGAUGUUGAUGUGGAGGAGGGGUUGGGGGUGGGGGAGGGGACGCAGACGGAGGAUUGGGGAGAUCGUGAUGAUGGUGAGGGGGGGACGGGGGAUAUGGUCGAGGGGAUUAGGGGGAGGAUGGGGUUUGGGAUGGGGGAGGACGGGGUUGAGGAGGGGAAUAGAGAGAAUGGGGCAAGAGAACAGCCCGAGCAUGAUCCGUUGACUGCGGAUGCGAAGGCGAGUAGAGCGUAG